AUGACGAACAGCCAGAACAUCGGCCAAGCCACAGAAGCUCUAGAGCGAUACAUGCAAGCGUGGGACCUCUCAGACUCGCCAGACUCCCCACCGCCUGCGCUGCUAAUCCAGACCCCACCAACUCCACCCCCUUCUCCACAGAUGCUGCAGGAUCCUACAGGAUCAGGUCUGUGUGAGGAAACCAUUAUCGACAUCAAGCUUGCAACCCAUCACCUGGUGAUGUUGGCAUUAAACGCCUUUCUACAGGAAACAUGCUACGGAUGUCGAACAGCUCAACCCAGUCAGGUGCAACACAGCUGUUUGCUCGAACUGCCCGAGUAUUACUUUGACACCUACUACGACGAUGUGAUGCUGAGGCUCAAGACAUUCCGAUUCAUCCCUGCCAUUCGCCUGUUUGUACGCUCGUACACAGUCGAUGGGACUAAAACACAAUUCAGCAGGAUUGCAGAACACACCAUGACUGAACUGAGAUCAUCACAACAUAUAGUAUGCGCAAUUAACGACAAUAUUGCACAGCUGCUAGAAGCAAGUCGUUAUGCCCGUCGUGUUAAACCAGCCAUGCUUCGCAUGAUUGGUAACUACUGGGCUGGGAGACACCUGGUUUAAUGUAUGUUGUUCAGUAUUCAUUGUCUGUGUGAAUUAAAUAAAAAGACAUGUCAACACCGACAUCUUAGUCAUUUGCGGUCGACUUUGCUUAUACAACAGAGAAAAGCAACAAUACAGCGUGUUUCUCUGCUCCAAGACAUCGCUGGGCCUUUCACACGGUAAGCAUGUCUGUUAUACCCAGCGCAUAAAUGUCUGUAUGUCAGUGCUGAUUAU
Messenger RNA from Oreochromis niloticus (Nile tilapia), 819 nucleotides. RefSeq lists its product as uncharacterized. Lineage: Eukaryota; Metazoa; Chordata; Actinopteri; Cichliformes; Cichlidae. Bases 1 to 606 code for a protein of 201 amino acids. The record is from RefSeq and is a predicted model, not a curated record. The transcript is spliced from 2 exons.